This is a messenger RNA of Ixodes scapularis (black-legged tick), 2010 nucleotides long. Its product is annotated as sodium- and chloride-dependent GABA transporter 1. Gene Ontology annotation, cellular component: membrane. The record is from RefSeq and is a predicted model, not a curated record. NCBI's taxonomy places the organism in Eukaryota, Metazoa, Arthropoda, Arachnida, Ixodida, Ixodidae. The transcript has 15 exons. Bases 103 to 1965 code for a protein of 620 amino acids. Gene Ontology annotation, biological process: sodium ion transmembrane transport.
CGCCUGCGAUCCAAUUCUUUUUCCACGACGGUCGUGAAGGGUGGAUUCCAAGGCACAGUAUUGGAUUGCCAGCUGAAAGGCUCCUCCCAGCAUCAUUCGGACAUGGACAGGAGGUCGUCGAAGCCUCACGAAAUCAUGCUGUCCUUCUUCAGUCGCCGCGCUUCGUUCAAGAGCAAAGACGCGUCUUCAUACACGGCAGCUCAGGAAGUCCCCAUUUGCGAGGGAGUGGACGACAUAGAGGAGUCUUCGUGUAUCGCCAGCGGCCCAGGAAGCCAGCAAGACCUGGCAGGACCUCGGGAAAGGGGCAAGUGGGCGGGAAAGGCGGACUUCGUAUUCGGCUGCAUCAGCUAUGCCGUGGGCCUUGGGAACGUCUGGCGGUUUCCCUACCUCUGCUACGAAAAUGGAGGAGGUGCUUUUCUCGUUCCAUAUUUCAUCUGUCUGGUCACAACUGCUAUUCCCAUGUUCUAUCUGGAGGUGGCCAUAGGGCAGUACUUGAGCCUAGGUGGCAACGGCAUCUGGAAGAUACUUCCUAUGUUCAAAGGCAUUGGCAUAGCAUCAAUGACGAUAGUCAUUCUCUGCAAUAUCUACUACAUGGUGAUUGUGGCGUGGAUCCUGUUCUACCUCUUCUCCUCGUUCACCGAGGUGCUCCCUUGGAAGCACUGCGGCAACCACUGGAACACCGACAACUGCUGGGAGUACAACAGCACCGAGCUUGCUCCACACAAUCGCUCCGUCAGUCCUGUCGUCGAGUUCUGGGAAAACCAUGUGCUUGGUAUUUCGUCAGGACUGCACGAAAUGGGGAGCCUGAAGCUAGAACUCACACUCUACCUAUGUGUGGCAUGGGCCUUCGUCUAUUUCAUCAUCUGUAGGGGCCUCCACCAAAGUGGAAAAAUUGUCUGGGUGACUGCCAUUUUUCCCUACAUCUGCCUCUUCAUCCUCAUGGUGAGGGGUGUCACGCUCGAUGGAGCUUUGGACGGUCUGCUGUUCUAUGUGACCCCAGACUGGAGCCACCUGUUCAAGCCAAAGGUAUGGAUUGCGGCGGGAGCCCAGGUGUUCUACACGUUUGGUGUUGGAUUUGGCUCGUUGGUCACACUAGGUAGCUACAACAAGUUUCAUCAAAAUUUCUUCAGAGAUUCGGCCAUUGUGUGUUUCGUUAACCCCUUGACGAGCAUACUGUCAGGAACAGUGAUCUUCUCUGUGCUCGGUCACAUGGCGCACUUGGCAGGCAAGUCGGUUGGCGAUGUUGUCAAAUCAGGGCCAGGUUUAGCGUUUCUUGUAUAUCCCGAAGUCGUCAGUCGGAUGCCUGCCUCCGCAGUGUGGUCAAUACUUUUCUUCGUCAUGUUGCUCUGCUUGGGAAUUAACAGUGAGUUCUGUACAGCAGAAGCCCUAGUUGCGGGCAUACUCGACGAAUGGCCUCAGCUCAUUAGCCGACGAAAACUGGUCGCAUUAAUAAUGGUUAUCUUCCAAUUAUUGCUCGGGCUUCCUAUGGCGACUCAGGGAGGCAUGUACCUUCUACAGCUGAUGGACAACUAUGCUGUCUCUGGAAUCACAUUGCUUUUCGUUGUGUUCUUUCAAGCAGUUGCCUUGACAUGGAUAUAUGGCAAUAACAACAUAUCUGACCACAUCAAGGAAAUGAUUGGACGCCGGCCUAACAUCCUGUUUCGAGUGAGCUGGUCCAUCAUUAUUCCUGCAAUGUGUGUGGCAAUAUUUAUGUUUUCUGUGAUCAAGUACCAGCCCAUAGUGUAUGCCAAUACAUACACUUAUCCAUGGUGGGGCGAGAUGAUGGGCUGGUUAAUGGCGCUUGUGUCCAUGAUUAUGAUCCCAGCCUAUAUGAUAUAUUUUUUAAUUACAACGCCUGGAACCCUGCGACAGAGGUUACGCGCUGGUGUAACAUCUCAACUUUCGACGUACGCCACAAAUGAAGUAAAGGAGUACACCUUUAGCAACACAGCCCUGCAAACCUAGGUGUACGGAAAACGCCUAGACACACUCAUCAAUCACCCAUUACAG